CAGUGAAAGGAUUUCCUGUUGACGGGAGUGUUCUGUUAUCUGAGGAAGGGCCUGUUGGCAGGAAAUGUGUCAGCCUCUUGUUUUCUUUAAAGUAAAAGGACAUACCGUGGAUUGCUUAUUUUGACCCGGACAAUGGUAGGAGAGAAUGGCUUUUCUCUCAACCUGCCGUUUUAUUGGUGCAUGUCAGCUCAUCAAUUUCCUGCUGUUGCUGUCCAUCACAGCAUACAGGCAAAGUGAAGACUGAUCUGUUUAUGCCAGUGUGUGACUUGGGCUAAAGAAUGCAAUGGAAGGAUUUGAAGGAAUUUGUGCAGGAACGUUGAUUCCAGCGAUACUUUUCAGUAUAGCCUAAUCCACACAUGCCCAGGUGUCUUGGUCUAAAUGGGUCCCGUCAUGCCUCCAAGUAAGAAACCGGAAGGUUCCGGUAUCAGUGUAACUAGUGGUCUGAGCCAGUUCUACCAGGCCAGCUCGUUCACCAAGGCCCUGCAGGAGGAGGAGGAGAUGGACCUCAAACCCCCCAUCAUCAAGCUGGAGAAGGGGAACCUGGACGACGAGGAGCUCACCAACCUAAACUGGCUCCACGAGAGCAAGAACCUGCUCAAUAGUUUUGGGGACUCGAUGCUGCGGAGCGUGAGCCCCGUCCAGGAGCUGGACGACGACACCCCGCCCUCGCCUGCUCAGUCCGACCUUCCCUACGACGCCAAGCAGAACCCCAACUGCAAGCCCCCCUACUCCUUCAGCUGCCUCAUCUUCAUGGCCAUCGAGGACUCGCCCUCCAAGAGACUCCCUGUUAAGGAUAUAUAUAACUGGAUUCUCGAACACUUCCCCUACUUUGCCAACGCCCCCACAGGGUGGAAAAACUCAGUCCGGCACAACCUGUCUCUCAAUAAGUGUUUUAAGAAAGUGGACAAGGACAGAAGUCAGAGUAUUGGGAAAGGCUCCUUGUGGUGCAUAGACCCGGAAUACAGACAGAAUCUAAUUCAAGCGUUGAAGAAGACACCUUAUCAUCCGUACUCCCAGGCGUUCACCACACCCCCCACUUCUCCUCAGGCAUAUCAAAGCUUGUCCAGUCCUCCUCUUUGGCCAGGGAGUCCCUACUUCAGAAAAAAUGGAGGAGUCCUCUUACAAGAUCCCGAAAUUGAUGCUGCUGCAACCAUGAUGCUUUUGAAUACACCUGACCUCCCGACCUCUUUCCCUCAGGGAGUGAUCCAGAACGGUGCCAGGAUGGUGGGCCAGACCAUGUUUCCGGGAAUCAGACCCCUUCCCAUCAACCCCAUCGGGAGCAGGACGGCCACAGUGAGGUCCGUCAUCGGCGGGUACAGGAUGCGCAGCGACAGCGAGCAGUCCAGCGACUCCCCGUUGGUCAGCAGUGACCCCAAGGAGGAUCACAACUACAGCAGCGCCAAAUCUUCCAGCCUCCGCGGGGGCGCCUCCCCCAGCACCGCCCUGGGAGAGGAGGCCCCCCGGGAGGGCAGCGAGGCCAGCUUCCACUGCAACGACACCAACAGCGACACGGAGGACGACGACAAGAGCAAGAUCAAGAAGGAGCCCAAGGACUUGUCCCUGGACGCCGUCUCCCUGGCCCAGCACAAGAAACGGCAACAUUUGACAAAAGCCAAACAGAAAGUGUCCAGCGAUACGCUGCCCCUAAAAAAACGGCGCACGGAGAAGCCCCCUGAAAGCGACGACGAGGAGAUGAAGGAGGCGGCGGGGUCCCUCCUGCACCUGGCGGGGGUCCGGGCCUGUUUAAACAAUAUCACCAAUCGGACGGCAAAGGGGCAGAAGGAGCAAAAAGAUUCUAUGAAAAAUUAAGACUGAAUAAAGAAGAAAAAAAAAAACAUCACUUUUAAUAGAAUUUACAAUUUUUGUUUUUUUUUCAGGACAUCAGGUGAAUUCUAAUGAUUUGUGGCAAUAUCAACAAUCACUUUGUUUUCCUAUCCUUUCGAAACUGUUGUUUGAGGGUUUUUUUUUUCUUUAAAGGAGAUUAAAGCCAUAGCGAAACUUUUUUCCGAUCUUCAGCUAAUUUAGGAACACAAUUUUUUGUCAGCUGAAAUCGAAGCGAGAGUCAGAUAAGGCAAACAAAAAGUCGACUCCCCGAAUUUUCCGAUUGGCAUUGGUACAGACACAGCAGGGAAUUAUGGCUUUAUUUAUUUUCCGAACAUUCUGUAGCAAUCCCCCCUAUUACAGUGCACCUAAACAGAAUGGGGAAACUGAGCCAUUUUCAAUGUGAUGUUGCUAGGGGCUCGAGCGGCCCAUCCGACUGUAGUUUUUGCGGACGUCCUUGGCUUUGAAAUGCUUGCAGGCAGCACUACAGCAGCAAGUGUCUUUACUGUGAACACUUGGAUAGUAUAGUGCCAAAGACGAGCCCUGGGUAAGCCAGCAGUGACGAUUGCACUUCUUAUGCUACUGUGUUGUCAGUAUGGCUGGCGUGCUAACCGCUAACCUGGGCUAAUUACACGACUGAGUACCGAGGUUGAGGAAGACAUUGAUGUAGUGAGGGAAAGGAAUUGGAUACUGGUUAUCAGUUUUCACCACAGAAUUCAGUCUUCAAUAACAGGAAACUGAUUCAAAAGCCAUAAGCUGUCGUUUCAAAUCAGUGCGUGCAAAAAAAAAAUACAUUGAAAUAACUUCAAAACUGCCUGUUCUUUUUGUAAACAAUUGAAUUGUUAAAAAGUUAUAAUCAAGUGAUAUGAAUAUAGUGAUAUUUCUCUGUGGCGCAGUAAAACUGAAUAACUUGAUGGGAUAAAUUGAUGCUACAAAACCUGCCAAUAGUGUUUUAGCGACAAAAAAUAAUGAAAUAACUGUGGAAUUAUUAUUUUUGUUACUUUGUUUUUUUGUUUUUAUUUCAUACCCUCAUGACGUAAUAAGCAAUGUCAUCCAGUCAGGAUAACACUGUAUAAAAGUUACACUAGAUUAUUUUUCCUUUAUUAAUUUAAGCAAUGUAGCCAGCAGGAUUUUCCAAAUCGUGUUGCAUGGGUUCUGUAAACAAAAACUGUUUUUUAUUCAAAGUUCAUGUAAGGUAAAUAAUGUAUUUAGCAUGGAGCAUGAAUUAUUUUCAUAUAUAGAUCCUAGAGAAAAAGGGUUUGCCUCUAAUUUUUAUGCCCAUAGGCCUAGAAUUUUGUUUUGUGUUUAUUUGAUUUUAUUUUAUGUCUUUUUCAUAUUUGUUUUGAAGCAGGAUUUUAAAGAUAAACCUUCUUCAGGGACAAACACUGACUGUUGGGAAACUUACUCUGCAAUAUGAAGACUUCACAUUUCCAGUUGGGUUUGAGUGGUUUAUGAAACUGCCUUGUGUCUACGCCACCAGCCCACUUCUGCUUUUCAAAAAGUAUAAUGUUCAAGUGUCCGGGGUUUUCGAUCUGUAAAUGUUUUAGCUUGCAUAAAUAAGGAGAAGUUAGUAGUGAGUGUGAGUUCCCAGCUAUGCCCCCCUGCCAUCUGAGACCUUACCACCCACCCCCCCCCUCACUGACACCCCCCACCCCCUCCAAGCAUUGUGCCUGCUUUAUGUACAAACAUGUCUUCGGAUGUCUUCAAUAUUUCAGGGUCUUCCUUUUUUACAUUUUUAUUUGAUGAUGCAUUUGUUGUUCAUUUGCGUGUGAGUGUUUGUUGUGCGUGCAUGCGUACAUUUCAUUUGUUGCCAAUUUGGACAGUUUUAUUUACAGUACUGUUCAGGAUACGCUGACAGUAUCAAUUACCAUCAAUUAGUUUUUUUUUUCUUUUUUUAAUGUGAUUGUUAAAUAAACAUAACAAGAGUGCAAACAUUAGCUUGCCAGAUUGCACUAAAAUAUUGAAUUAAGGAUCUUAAAUUUCAGUGCCAAAUCUUGUAAGUUAGAUUUAUAUAAAACAAAUGGCAAAUGAAAUAGUCUAUAUAUAAAAACAAUGAAUUUGCCAGUGGGUAAGUAACCCUAUGCUCAAUCAAGAUGAGAACAAAAAGGCAUUCGUAGUCAUCCAUUAUUAAUACUGAUGUAUUUUAUGUGGGUGGCACACCCUUAUUUUCAGCUCAGAAUCUCACUGUGUUGUUUCCUUUUUGUACCUGUCCAGGUUUGUGAAGUGAAUACUUGUAUUGGGAUCUUGAUUAGAAUUAGAAUCCUACAACAAAUCCUUGCCUUUUUCUUUUGUUUUGCCCAUUCCCAUCUUAGCAAUUGUCCUCUACUGGCCAUUGGCAAGGUCCCUGUUAUUUAAGGGAGAUUUUUCUACGGUCAAGCAGAGGACAGAAACUAUUUAUAUUUUUUAAGGUAAAUUUAGGGGGGGAAAUGCAAUUAUUAAAACUGUGUUUGUAACCGAAGACUAAGAGAGAAAAGCUGUCCAGACAGAACUGCAUGUUCACUGCCUUCCCAUAAAAUGAGCACUCACUACGUAACUUUUCCUUUAGCUUCAUGUUGUUGAAAUGGGAGAAACGUUAACAAGAAAUAGUGAUCAUGAUGUUAAUACUAGCCAAGCAAAUAAUUCUCAUUGAGGCCAAUAUCCUUGUUUUGUUUAGUUUUUUAUUGUUUUAAAAAAAAUAAAUAACUGCCAUUUUUUGUUUAAUUUGAGAAGGUUUUCUCAGAGGAAAAAAAGGUGAAAGAUCAAUUCAUUUCUUAUUGUUUGUUUUGAAAUACACGGUCUGAUGGCAUGUGCACCCAGCCGAUCUGUUUUGAAAUAAGAAACUGUCAAUACAGAGGCAUACUUGCAUUCUAUAUUUCCUUGAUGUGUAAUCAUAUUGCCAAAGACAAACUAUUUCAUCAAUUAAUGUAAAUAUCACGUUGUCCAUUACUAUGACAAAAAAAGAAAACUUUUGUUUUUAUUUUUAUUUUUCUGAAACCUACCAUAAAGUUUCUGUGAUGUAUUGUCUUCCAGUUGCAAUAAAAAAAAGAGUUGCAAAAAAGA
Messenger RNA from Anguilla anguilla (European eel), 4860 nucleotides. It is a transcript of the gene foxn3, whose product is annotated as forkhead box N3. NCBI's taxonomy places the organism in Eukaryota, Metazoa, Chordata, Actinopteri, Anguilliformes, Anguillidae. The record is from RefSeq and is a predicted model, not a curated record. The transcript is spliced from 8 exons. Gene Ontology annotation, biological process: regulation of DNA-templated transcription. Gene Ontology annotation, molecular function: DNA-binding transcription factor activity; cis-regulatory region sequence-specific DNA binding. Bases 379 to 1809 code for a protein of 476 amino acids. Gene Ontology annotation, cellular component: nucleus.